AUGUCGCUCUCACAGUCUAUCAAGAACUUGAUCCGUCAUGGUAAGCAGGGCCGGGCUUCUCAGCCUCCGCAGGACGAGGCAACGACCCAUGUCUCGCCUAUCAACAUCCAUAAACACCACCACGAGCACGCCCCGCCGCCGCAACACUACGCCCAUACCGAUCCGACCAUGAACAUGCAACAGCAGGGCGCCCAGGGCCACGAAGCCUACUCGACGGCCGACCUUGAUGGGCGGAAUCGUGGCGCGCAGGCUGGAAACGCGGCGGCUCAUGCAGCGGAGAAGAAGCAGACCAAGCAGAAGAAGGUCGACCACGAAGAGCUGGCACGUAUCGUCGCCGAGGAGAACGAGAGCAAGGGGAAGCUACCCCGCUACCCCGACCUGCAACGAUGGCAACUCAUUGAGAAGAUGGGCGACGGGGCUUUCAGCAACGUAUAUCGCGCGCGGGACCUCGAGGGAAACGCGGGCGAGGUGGCUAUCAAGGUUGUCCGCAAGUUUGAGAUGAACUCUGGUCAGGGCGAGGCUGCUCUCCAUCCGGAUUUCAAGAAACAGCCUAAGACUGUGGAGAGAGCGAAUAUCCUCAAAGAGGUCCAGAUCAUGCGCCAACUAGACCAUCCCAACAUCGUCAAGCUGAUCGACUUCUCCGAAUCAAAGCAGUACUACUACAUCGUGUUGGAGCUGGCACCAGGUGGAGAGCUCUUCCAUCAGAUUGUACGCCUCACAUACUUCAGUGAGGAUUUGGCCAGACAUGUCAUUACUCAGGUCGCAGAGGCUUUGGAGUAUUUGCAUGAGGAAUGUGGUGUCGUUCACAGAGAUAUCAAGCCUGAGAACUUGCUAUUCUCGCCUAUCCCCUUUAUGCCAUCCAAGAAUCCAAAACCAAAAGCGCCCGAGGAUGAAGAUAAGGUCGAUGAGGGCGAAUUUGUUAAGGGCGUUGGCUCUGGCGGCAUUGGAAAGAUCAAGAUUGCCGAUUUUGGACUCAGCAAGAUCGUGUGGGACAACCAAACCAUGACGCCAUGUGGAACAGUUGGCUACACGGCACCCGAAAUCGUCAAGGAUGAACGCUACUCCAAGAGCGUAGACAUGUGGGCCAUGGGAUGCGUGCUUUACACAUUGCUCUGUGGAUUCCCUCCGUUCUACGAUGAGAGCAUUCAAGUGCUUACCGAAAAGGUCGCUCGAGGCCAAUACACAUUCCUGUCGCCUUGGUGGGAUGAUAUCUCCAAGCCCGCCCAAGAUCUCGUUUCUCACCUCUUAACCGUCGACCCAGCGAAACGUUACACAAUUACCGAAUUUCUCGCCCAUCCAUGGAUCAAGCAAAACCAAGACCCAACAUUUGCCGCCUUCGAUGCACCACCUCUUGCCACUCCUGCUGUCGAACGUCAAAAGCAACUCGGUAUCAACCCAGCUCUCCUCGAGUCCCCAGGUGCUGGCAAGCGUAUGGAUUUCCGUAGUCCUGGCCAAGUCAAUCUUCGCGAAGUCUUUGAUGUCAGUUACGCUGUCCACAGACAAGAGGAGGAAGGCAAGCGCCGCAAGAACUUCAAGCCCGGAUACCGCAAUACCGUCGCCAUGAACGGCCUCAACCCUAUCGACGAUGACGAGUUUGAUGAGGAAGAGGAGGAUGAGGAGAACGCCAAUAAUGGCAUUCCCUCUAAGGUCCCCAAGGCCAGAGACACGGAUGUGCAUCAGGUCGAGCAAAGCCUGCGAAACACAAACUUAAAUGCCGCGGCUGCGGCUAGAGUCCCACCUGCGCAGAAGGGCUAUGGACAGCAUAGUGCGGCGGUCACUGCCGCGGCGAAGCAACAGGUUAGGCAGCGAAAGGGUAACUUUGAGCUAAGUCUGGACAACUCGACGCUGCUGGGCCGGAGAGCCAAGAAGGGGCCAAGUAAUCUACGGGAGUCGCAAUUGGCAGAGUGA
Molecule: messenger RNA, 1908 nt
Organism: Drepanopeziza brunnea f. sp. 'multigermtubi' MB_m1
Lineage: Eukaryota; Fungi; Ascomycota; Leotiomycetes; Helotiales; Drepanopezizaceae
Biological process (GO): protein phosphorylation; cellular response to oxidative stress
Molecular function (GO): calcium/calmodulin-dependent protein kinase activity; ATP binding
Source: RefSeq, a predicted model, not a curated record